AUGGCACUCAGGGUAAAGGCAGAUGUGUGGCUGGCAAGACCCUGGCAGUGCCUGCGCGGGACAAGGGCACUGGGCACCACAGCAACCCUGGCCCCCAACACACUGCAGCCCUUUGAAGCCAUCCCACAGUACUCCAGAAACAGGUGGCUGAAGAUGAUGCAGAUCCUGAGGGAGCAGGGCCAAGAGAACCUGCACCUGGAGAUGCAUCAGGCCUUCCAGGAGCUGGGGCCCAUUUUCAGGUACAGCAUAGGAAGAACACAGGUUGUGUCUGUGAUGCUCCCGGAGGACGCUGAGAAGGUUUUUCAGGCAGACAAUACACAGCCCUGCCGCAUGGUCUUGGAACCCUGGGCGGCCCACAGAGAACACCGUGGCCUGAGACGUGGCUUGUUCUUGCUAAAUGGGCCUGAAUGGCGCUUCAACCGAUUGAGGCUGAACCCAAAUAUGCUGUCACUAAAGGCUGUUCAAAAGUUUGUCCCCAUGGUGGACAUGGCAGCAAGGGACUUCUUGGAGGUUCUGAAGAAGAAGAUGCUGAUGAAUGCCCAUGGAAGCUUCUCCAUGGACUUUUAUUCCAGUGUGUUCAACUAUACCACAGAAGCCAGUCACUUUGUUAUUUUUGGAGAGCGACUGGGCCUCCUUGGCCAUGACCCGAACUCUGGCAGCCUGAAGUUCAUCCACGCCUUGCAUUCCAUGUUCAAGACCACCACACAGCUCAUGUUUUUACCCAGUGGCCUGACUCGCUGGACAAGCAGCCGGGUGUGGAAAGAGAACUUUGAGUCCUGGGAUUUCAUCACUGAGCAUGUCACGAAAUAUGUCAAGAAUAUUUAUCAAGAGUCGGCAAAGGGUCGCCCACAGUCUUGGAGUGUCGUAUCAGAGCUGAUAGCAGAGGGUGCUCUGCCAAUGGAUGCCAUCCUGGGCAAUUCUCUGGAACUCAUCGCUGGAAGUGUGGACACGACAGCCUUCCCCUUGGCAAUGACUCUCUUUGAGCUGGCACGGAACCCAGAUGUUCAGCAGGCCAUUCGGCAGGAGAGCCUGGCAGCUGAGGCCAGCAUUGCUGCAGAUCCUCAGAGAGCUUUGACAGACCUGCCCCUCUUGCGGGCUGCCCUUAAGGAGACCUUGAGGCUCUAUCCUGUUGCUGCCUCUUUGGAGAGAAUUCUAAGCUCGGACCUAGUGCUUCAUAAUUUCCAUGUCCCUGCUGGGACAUUGGUCCUACUCUACCUCUACUCCCUGGGCCGAAACCCUUCAGUAUUUCCGAGGCCCGAGCGCUACAUGCCCCAGCGCUGGCUGGGGAGGAAAAGGAGUUUCCAGCACUUGUCUUUUGGCUUUGGGGUGCGCCAGUGUCUGGGGAAGCGCCUGGCACAGGUGGAGAUGCUGCUCCUUCUGCACCACGUGCUGAAAUUCUUCAAGGUGGAGACAAAAGAGCAAUCAGAUGUGCAGAUAGUCUACCACUUUGUUUUGGUGCCCAGCCCCAGCCCCCUCCUCACUUUCAGGCCUGCCAGCUAG
Molecule: messenger RNA, 1500 nt
Organism: Microtus ochrogaster (prairie vole)
Lineage: Eukaryota; Metazoa; Chordata; Mammalia; Rodentia; Cricetidae
Product: cytochrome P450 11B1, mitochondrial-like
Biological process (GO): cortisol metabolic process; aldosterone biosynthetic process; cellular response to peptide hormone stimulus
Cellular component (GO): mitochondrion; mitochondrial inner membrane
Molecular function (GO): steroid 11-beta-monooxygenase activity; iron ion binding; heme binding
Source: RefSeq, a predicted model, not a curated record